AAAAAGCCAUUCACUUCACGUAGAACCAUUAACCGUAAUGGACACAGAUCUUAGUUUACCAAGAAAAUGACUUUGUAAAGUUGUUUUUCGGUUUCAAUCAAAGUGCUCUGCGUUUGUUAGUAAUUUUUACCGUCGCGCUAUAAUUUCGCAAAGAUAUCUGUGCCGCGAAUCGAUUUGUUUCAGUGUUAAAAGAAGACAUUCGGAUUACAUGUGUGAUUUGGUGAAUCUAAAGAAGUGUUGAGACAAUAACAAGAUCCAGUUUUGAUUUUAUUGCAAAAGGAAAUAAAAUGACGAAACUUACGGAGGAAAUGGUCAUUGCCCGUUCGAGACAAUCGGAUCUGAGUUCAAUCAAAAAACUAAAUUGCUGGGGCAGCGAAUUGAGCGAUGUAUCCAUUAUUCGACGGAUGCGUGGUGUGGAAGUGCUGGCCUUAAGUGUCAAUCGCAUAAGCAACUUAUCAGAUUUCGAAGAUUGCCAUAAACUUCAAGAACUCUACCUCAGGAAAAACAAUAUCCAAGACAUAAACGAUCUGACGUAUCUACAAGGCCUAAAACAUUUGAAAAACUUAUGGUUGGAAGAAAAUCCCUGCGUGGAAAAGGCUGGACCGAAUUACCGAUCGAUUGUGCUGCGAGCGUUGCCUAAUUUGAAAAAGCUGGACAAUGUUGAUGUCAACGACGAAGAAUUGGCAGAGGCGUUAAGCGGAGCAUCGCUAAGACAAGAAGAAGAUGUGUAUGAGGAUGCGUAUAGUGCCAAUAGUCAUCAUUCAGCGUCUGCAGCGAAUCAGCAACAGCAACAACAGUAUCAGCAGCAGCAAUACCAGCAGCAGCAACAACAACAAUACCAACAGCAACAGGCACAACAGAAACCAGCAUCAAAUCAACAACAAUAUCGUAACAAUAGUCCAGUGAAAGAGCAACCUCAUCAAAGUCCCGACUACAUAGAGGAAAGCAUAAGCGAUCCUCCGCUGGAUCGCAAUUCAAUACCUUCCUCUCCUUUACAGAGGACACCGCCAAAUCAGGAAUAUUCUCCCGCAGAGCCAACUCGACCACCAUCACCCAAGUACAACAAUAAUAAUCAUAGGCACUCCUACCACCAACCGUCAUAUGAUCGAUCACCUGGAUCCGAUCAUGAUAGUCAGUUGGUGAACAUAAAAGAUAGGGCACCAAUUGUACCAAGUAUUUCGUCUCAAUCGAUGAAGGAAUACUACCAAUCCGAUCGACCAACGCCAACCCACUAUCGUCACAGUCAAACCGAUCUAACCGAAUGGGAUGAAAGCCCACAGAACGAACAUAAUCGCCAAGUACCACAUCACCGUCGCAGCGGCCCAUCCGAACGAGAACCACACAAUUUUCAAUAUCGUAAUGGGUCUAGAGAGAAAGAAGACUGGGAAGAAGUGGAACGCGGUCGACGAGAGCCUAGGCGACCGGAUAGAUUCAAUGAUAAUGCGAGUGUUGUGUCGAAUGCUGUACUUAGCCACUACGCCAACUUCCAUCGGCGACCAGUGAAUCGGAGUUCGAAUUUACUAUCGGCAACUUUGUGUUUGGUGAAGGAACUGGAUUAUCCAAGUUUGGAAGUAGUUGAGCACGCCGUACGAUGUCGUAUCGAUGAGCUGGCUACCGACUGAUGAAGAAAUCACCAUCGUCGUCGUCAUUUUUGCUGAAUAAUCCUACCCUUCGUUUUUUGGUUUUUAGUUUUCAUUCAUUCGUUUAUCGAACAUUCGUUCGUUUGA
Bradysia coprophila is the source of this 1727-nucleotide messenger RNA. RefSeq lists its product as uncharacterized. Lineage: Eukaryota; Metazoa; Arthropoda; Insecta; Diptera; Sciaridae. Gene Ontology annotation, molecular function: protein binding. Gene Ontology annotation, biological process: cytoskeleton organization. The record is from RefSeq and is a predicted model, not a curated record.